Messenger RNA from Dentiscutata erythropus, 598 nucleotides. The record is from the annotation of a GenBank genome assembly. Lineage: Eukaryota; Fungi; Glomeromycota; Glomeromycetes; Diversisporales; Gigasporaceae.
UGAGGAAUGUAUUUUCAGUUCAACUGAUAACAAUAUUUAUACAUUCAAAGAUUACUUGGGAAAUGAAGAAGUUUGGUAUAUUGUAGAUGGUAUGAAACCAAUAGAAUAUGUUGCUAAGACAAUUCUCAUCUGUUUACCACAGAAACACCACUACAGAAGCUUUGACAAGCUUGGAACAACUAUCCAAGCAAUUAAUUCAGUUGAUUAUAAUCUGUUAAAUUUUGUUGGUGAGACCACAGAUAAUAAUAGCACCAGUCAUAAAAUUAUUCAUAUCUGCACAAACAUGCCAAAUGAAGAAGAUGGAAAAGAAGGAGAUGAAAGUGUAGAAGAUGUAGAAAUAACAGAAGUAGAAGUUAAUACUGAAAAGUUCUCUACAUUAAACUCUUUGACAAUAACUAGACGAGAUAAAAGAAAAAGUGUUAUAGAGAAGGGAAAACCUUUCUACUCAAUGUCAACUCUAGAGUUUGCAUCUGAUUAUGUUUCUAAAGAGAUAAUAAAUAAACUCAUAAAUAAUUAUAAAGUUCAGUUGGAGAAUUUCAUGAAAGCUAGCUCAUCGAUAAGCAAUUACAGUACACUCCAGGGCACUAUAUUUAAGUAA